Messenger RNA from Gekko japonicus, 1104 nucleotides. RefSeq names its product transmembrane protein 38A (gene TMEM38A). The record is from RefSeq and is a predicted model, not a curated record. Gene Ontology annotation, molecular function: potassium channel activity; identical protein binding. Lineage: Eukaryota; Metazoa; Chordata; Lepidosauria; Squamata; Gekkonidae. Gene Ontology annotation, cellular component: membrane. Gene Ontology annotation, biological process: potassium ion transmembrane transport. The transcript is spliced from 6 exons. Bases 81 to 983 code for a protein of 300 amino acids.
UGCCCGGCUCACUCAGUCGGUUCCUCGCCGCGUCCUUCGGCGGUGGUGGCAGCGCACACUGCUCCAUACCAGGCGGCGCCAUGGAAGUGCUGGGCGCCCUGGACGUGGCCGAGCUGGCCGCCGCCUUCGCCCACCUGCCGGUCUUCCCAGUCUUCGACCUGGGCUACUUCGUGGUCUCCAUCCUCUACCUCAAGUACGAGAAAGGGGCUGUUGAGCUGUCCCGCCAGAGUCCAUUUGCCUCCUGGGUGGUGGCCAUGCUUUACUGCUUUGGCAGCUACAUCUUGGCCGACCUGCUCCUCGGAGAAGCCCCCAUCGAUUACUUCAGCAACAAUUCCAGCGUGCUUCUGGCCACGGCUGUCUGGUAUCUGACUUUCUACUGUCCCCUGAACCUCUUCUACAAGUGUGUGACGUUCCUGCCUGUGAAACUGAUCUUUGUAGCUAUGAAGGAGGUAGUCAGAGUCCGCAAGAUCGCUGCUGGGGUCCACCACGCCCACCACCAUUACCACCAGGGAUGGCUGAUCAUGGUUGUCAUUGGGUUUGUCAAAGGUUCUGGAGUUGCCUUGAUGUCAAAUUUUGAGCAGCUGCUGCGUGGAGUCUGGAAGCCAGAAACUAAUGAGUUUCUCCACAUGACUUUCCCAUCCAAAGCCAGUCUGUACGGAGCCAUACUCUUCACCCUGCAGCAGACACACUGGAUGCCAAUCUCCAAAGACAGCCUCAUCUUCUUCUUCACACUCUUCAUGAUCUCUUGCAAGGUGUUCAUGACGGCGUCUCACUCUCACGGCUCGCCAUUUGCCCCCGUGGAAGGAGUGCUGUGUCCGAUCCUCUUUGGCUCCGUGCCCCCUGGCCAUGAUGAUCACCAUCACGACCACCACCACGGGGGCUCCCAUGAACCCACCUGUCCCCCCGCACCCUUGCUGCCGGCUAAAACACGGGACGAGCUGAACGAAGGCACCCGGAAGCGGAAAGCCAAGAAGGCUGAAUGAGCAGUAGGCCGGGGGUCCCAUCCGAACCCUCUGAGGCACCCGGGCUGCUCACGAGGAUCUUCCAUGGACAUCAUCUUGGGGGGGGGCCAGGAGGGCCCAGCGCCUGUCCAGAUUUUCUGGC